CCUCCUCCCUUCACACCAUCCCACGCAGCAGAGGAGGAAGGGGGGAAGAAAAAAAACCGCAGCCGUCUCGGGCGCCCACACUGCUCCUCCCUCCUCGCCAUGGCCGCCGCAGCCAUGCGUGCCCCGACCGCCGUGCUCCUCCUGGCGGUCCUCCUCCCGUUCGCGGCCGCCCCGUCCCGCGCCGCUACGCUGGCGACGUCGCCGUCGGCCUCCACCUCCACCGCCGCGUUCCAGCUCCACGGCGACGUCUACCCCACAGGCCACUACUAUAUCACGAUGAACAUUGGGGACCCAGCGAAGCCCUACUUCCUGGACGUGGACACUGGCAGUGACCUCACAUGGCUGCAGUGCGACGCGCCCUGCCAGAGCUGCAACAAGGUACCGCACCCAUUGUAUCGGCCUGCACCGAAGAAGCUUGUACCGUGUGCAGACUCUCUUUGCACUGCACUUCACAGUGGACUUGGCUCUGGUAACAGGUGCCCUUCACCGAAACAAUGUGACUACCGAAUCAAGUACACAGACAGCGCCACGUCUCAAGGUGUACUCAUCGCCGACAACUUCUCGCUGCCCUUGAGCAAGUCCUCCACCGUUCGUCCCAGCCUGACCUUUGGCUGUGGGUAUGAUCAGCAAGUCGGAAAAAAUGGUGAGAAGCCAGCAGUGACAGAUGGCUUGCUUGGGCUUGGGAGGGGAUCAGUUAGCCUUCUUUCACAGCUCAAGCAGCAAGGGAUCACCAAGAAUGUCCUCGGCCAUUGCCUGAGCACGAACGGAGGGGGGUUCCUCUUCUUUGGGGACGGUAUUGUGCCUACAUCACGCGUAACUUGGGUGCCAAUGGCUCGAAGUACAUCUGGGAACUACUACUCACCUGGCUCAGGAACACUGUAUUUUGAUAAGCGUUCACUAGGCCUGAAGCCUAUGGAGGUCGUAUUUGACAGUGGUAGCACGUAUACAUACUUUACUGCCCAGCCAUACCAAGCUGUUGUUUCUGCGCUCAAAGGUGGUCUCAGCAAAUCACUUAAACAGGUACCAGGCGACGAACUGCCUCUGUGCUGGAAAGGACAGAAGGCAUUCAAAUCCGUGUUUGACGUCAAGAAGGAAUUCAAGUCACUGCAUCUGAGCUUUGCCACUGGCAAGAAUGCCGUCAUGGAGAUCCCUCCUGAAAACUACCUCAUUGUCACUAAAAUUGGAAAUGUGUGCUUGGGCAUCCUUGAUGCAACUGUGGCUAAGCUGAGCUUCAGCAUAAUUGGAGAUAUCACGAUGCUGGAUCAGAUGGUGAUAUAUGAUAAUGAGAAAGCGCAGCUCGGAUGGGUGCGCGGACCAUGCAGUAGGAGCGCCAAGUCAAUUCUGUCUUCCAUCCCAUGACCAUUUCCCAUAUCUGAACUAUGAGCCCCUAAAUCCAUUUCUGUGUACUGCUGAUGGAAUCAAUGAAAAUUACCAAUAUCAUAAGAACUCCAUGCGAUGAUCAAUUUCCAACGGAAGAGUGCUAGCUUUUUACCAUCGGAAUAAAGUUUAUAUUAACAUGACAGGGGAAUGAGAGAUUUUAGUAGUGAAGGUUAGCUAGCGAGGCAGAUAAGGAAGUUACUGACAGAAGCUGUAUGUUCCUUCUGUUUAUAAUGAGAUGGAAUCCCAUCAUUCGUAAGGUUGGUCUGAGUUAUUCUCUGUAUGCCCUUUACUUGAACCUCCUCUGGAUUUCCUUUUUGAGUUAUUCUUCUGUUUAUUCCAUUGCAAUAAUACAGAUGAAUUUAUGUACAAAUAAAGGUAAAUAAACUGAAAGACCAAAGAAUUGGUUGGAUAA
Molecule: messenger RNA, 1792 nt
Organism: Setaria italica (foxtail millet)
Lineage: Eukaryota; Viridiplantae; Streptophyta; Magnoliopsida; Poales; Poaceae
Product: aspartic proteinase Asp1
Exons: 8
Coding region: 100-1359 (419 amino acids)
Biological process (GO): proteolysis
Molecular function (GO): aspartic-type endopeptidase activity
Source: RefSeq, a predicted model, not a curated record